Molecule: messenger RNA, 9536 nt
Organism: Ylistrum balloti
Lineage: Eukaryota; Metazoa; Mollusca; Bivalvia; Pectinida; Pectinidae
Exons: 8
Coding region: 968-3874 (968 amino acids)
Biological process (GO): signaling
Cellular component (GO): postsynaptic specialization; glutamatergic synapse
Molecular function (GO): molecular adaptor activity
Source: RefSeq, a predicted model, not a curated record
GGUGCUAAGUGCCUAUAGGAUGUAUACAUACAUGAAUAUACUGGAAAAUUACCUCUGUAGCUAUCCACAUCCUUACCUCUGUAUAUUCUCAUCAGUCAUUUCAUAAAAUUAGUGAGAUGAGUGGAAUAGUAGACAGCCGAUGAUUUGGGAAGAUACCAAGUACCUUUACAACAGCUUAAGUUAUUCCAGUGGAUUUCCAGGGAAAGGAGUGCUGUUUGUCCUUGGACUAGAUUUACCUGUGUGAGAUACAGAUCUUCAAAGUCUUGUUGUGUGUUACAGAUUCUAAUGGCGGAUUAGACACUUUGGAAUGUAAAAGGAAGAUUUUCAAAAAUGAUUUUACAGCAUGUGCAAUAUAUUGAAAUAUUGUGUACCUGUGUUAGGUAUUUAGUAAAUAGAUGUGUGAGAUAACCCUGAUGUGAUGUACAAUCAAUAUGUAUCUAUAUUAUCUUCAUUGCCUGAAGAUACCCAGUACACGACUCGAAAAUAUUAGUGAUAAUUAGUUUUAUUUGCUGCAUUGAUUCUUAAAUGUUUACAUAUAUAUGUAUAUCUAUGUACAUAUGUACUUCGAAGUGUGUAUAAGUUGACAAAUGAUCAAUUCAAUUAAUAACUGACAUACACUUCUUAGAUGUUCCACAUGGAACUCUGGUUAUGUAGAUCAUAAGAUAGCCAUUACAGUGUACAAUGUACUGAUGGAUGUGUGUUUGUGACUUACAGUGAGAUAUGUAUUGUGUAGAAAUACAAGACUGGCCUGAAUAGACAUCAAAGUAAACAAGUAAUUUGAUUAAGUAAUCUUGAUUAUUCCUGGAGUUUGACAUCAACAUGUACAGGUUGAUCAGGGGAUGGUUAAAAUGGAGCAGUCUUAAUGAUGGGAACAUGGAAGAUAAUGGACAGCAGAUUACUGAAAGGCCAUCAUGGAUCUCAUGGAAAAUAGACACUACACAUUGAUAAUUUGGCCAACUGGUUGAAAAUGGAUACACUUGCUCCUCAGUCAGUAUUAGAUAGUAGAAACACUGAACGCCCCCCCGUCUCGUGGCGGGUAACUCCUGACCGUCUCACCAGAGCUGCAAGUCCAGGCCGCUUGACAAAGCGUCCGUCAAAUGAGGACCUAGAAGAAGUUUUAUUAUCAAGAAUUGAUCAACCCUAUCGGACAAGUUUCAGUGCUGUAACAACUCCAAUCAAAAGUAAACGACAGAGAAGUCGAUCAACUAGUCCAGGUGCUUCUAGUAUGAAAUCAGAGAAAUCGUCUAAGUCAAAUAGAGGUGCAAAACAUGUGACAUACAAUGCUAAUGUGACUGUCAGACAUUCAGACUCUUUUGAAAAUCAGGAUUUUUUACAAAGUAGGGUAGAAUUUGUGGGAAGUGAUCAAGAAGUUUCAGAGAAAAAAUCAUAUUCAGACAAUAUGGCUGAUUCUUCUCCUACACAGAAUGAGCAAGACAGAAAUGUAAUGCUGAAAAAGGAAGGAAAUAAAGAGGAUUAUUCCUCUCAAAUACAUGAAGUGACUCAGAUGAUUGUAAAUGAAUAUUCUAAAGACAUGCCAAAAAGUGAGAAUGAAGCGAAUACCACCUCCACUCCAGCACCAAAGGUGUAUCGUACUAAACCCCCUCUCCCAGGGAAGGGCAGGGGACGUGGUACGCCAAAUGGAAGGCCUCCUCUCCAUCCCUCAGAUGUUGGACCUCGAAAUAUAGUAGCAUGGGAAUAUGAACAUGACCGUACAGUAAAUUACAGGAAAGCAAUGUCAAAUCACUACACAGAAGACAAAAAAUUUGCAAUAGAACCUCACAGGAUCCCGCAAGGAGACAAAGCAGAUCAUUCUACUAGGUCUAAUAAGGAUCAUCCUGUUGGUCAUGAGCAAAGAAUGAACCAUCCCGCCGACAUACAACCUAGAAUGGAACGAUCCAGCUCCAUGCCAUUACAACCAAAGGAGGAAACAAAUCGCCUCUCUCCCCCAAAGAAGACUGUAAGUGGCAGCAUAGGAAACUUCUUCCGUAGACUGUCCCCGAGACUUGGUAGGAAAAGUAAAAAAGAUCGCAGUAAUGAAUCCAUGUCAACAUUGUCAGAUAGUGGACAUGGGGGCUGUGCAUCAGAUGAAAAUUUGUCAAGAAGCAAAUUCAGACAGUCUUUUAAGAAAUUUCUUGGCCGUGGUUCACCAAAAUCGAAAGGCAAAUCGUAUCGUAAAGAUGGAUCCACUUCUUCACUUUCAAAGUCGGAAGUAGAAUCAUUAGACCAUGAACCGAGAUCACGACAUAUUCCUUCAUCAUCCAAUAGAAUGAUGGAGUCAAUUAAACAGAACUCUGACAGGGAUAGAGAUGUAUAUCAAAAAUUUAAAGAAAAGCAAUCUCCAAAUCGUCCAAUAGAUGCACGGUUGCAGCACAAGCAGCAGCCUGUACGGGUUUCAGGGGAGGAUACUCCCAACCCCUCACAGCAAACUGGCACUGGUGAUUACAACCAUUCACCAUCUUCUCCAGACUGUCAGCUGACAGCUAUUCCUGAUAUUGUGAUGGAUGUGACCCAUGCUGCCCCAAGGUCUACCAACAACAUGGCAACCUCUGAUCUUUCACCUUCCACUGACCCUGAACUGAAAGCCUGUCAGGAAAAAAUAGAAGGCAACAUCUCACUCGGUGUAGAUCUUACAGUGAGUGAACCAUCACUUAGUACGACUGAUGCAGUCGAUGGCCACAUAGGACACCAUGGAGAUAAUCUCUUGACCUUGACCUCAGAAAGACCCCUAAGUCCGCUAGCAGCCAGCACGCCAGCAAUUCCUGCAGUAAAGUCGGGACGGCGCACACAGAGCGAGCCAACACACGACAAUGGACUUAACAUCAGCAGCAUGCCGAAGCUUGCAGACAGUGGUGAUCUCCCCUUACAGGAGUGUACUAAAUCACCUUCAUAUUUAAAACUGAGUUGUGCAGUGAGUGGAUACGGUAAAUACAGUCAAUACUCAUCCUACCGCGACAUUGAGAAACGGUCCCCAUAUUCUAGCGUGUCCUCGUCACGGUCAGACUUGCUGUCGCCUGACACAAUGCCUGUGACAAAAGUUACUUCCCCUGAUGGGCGAAGGACUAGUAGUGAGCGUGGAUAUGAAUUUGGAUUAAUUUCACCACAACCUCUGUCUGUGACAUCAUCACUUGGUAGCCAUGGUGACCUACCUAACGGAGAGGAUUUGUGUAAUGGGGUGUCAAACGGGGAUUGCAAUGGAAUGGAAAAUGGACAUGGUUUAUCAAAUGAGAAUUAUCCAACUGGAGACCCCAAACUGGAUGGGGCAUAUUUCCUGCGAUUGACAGAAUUGGAAAAGAACAGUCUUUCAUCCCACUGUGCACAUGUGGAGGUGGAUCUGCAAUGUGAUGAGGUUCCAGAGGAAGUAAGAGGCAAGAUCCGGGCAGCCAUAGGGAAAGCUAACCUGCUUGUUGACCAGAAAUGUAAACAGUUCCAGGAACUUUGUAGUGAACACAUAGAGCCAUCUGCAGAUAGGAAACUUCUAAAAGUGGAGGACCUCCAGGGAUUCUGGGAUAUGAUAAAACUCCAAAUUGACAGUGUGUACCGGAUGUUUGCUGAAAUUGAAUUAUCAAGACAAAAUGGCUGGAAGGAGCUGAAUGCCCAUUCACAGAAUAGCUCGGUCAACUCAAGUCCAAAGUCUGGAAGUCUGUCCCUGAGCAAUGCUAGCACCCCUUCUGGUACCCCAGGUUCACGUAGACGUGCAAUGAAGGUGAAGGAUACCCCAGAGUCCUCUCCAGAAAGGACAGAGAAGAUGAGAGCAGCAGCACGGGCUAGAGAAGAGGCAAGGAAACGAAUGCUUGCAGAAAAACGUGCUGCCAUGCGACAAAAACAGCAACAGAAAGAGGUGGAGAUAUUUGUGGCAACUGAUAGUUCAAAUUGAAGUUGUUUGUGUGAAUGAGAGUACAGAGAAGAGGUGAAAAUGGGUGAUCUGCGCCUGCCAUCUUGACCUCACAUUUCAGAACCAAUAUUUUUUUUAGAACUGAUAUUUUUUUCGACUGGAGAUGGAGAGAAACACAAUCACAUUUGAAUGCAUGACAAACAAGUUCAUGAAACAUCAUUAACAUAUUUUAUUGAAAGUGAAUGGUUCUUGUUUGACACAAGUUGUUAACAAGAUGGACAUUUGGAUGUUAAAAGAAUGGGAAGAGAAAGUUCUUGACCUGAAACACCAUAAAGAUGUGAUUAUCAUACCACUUUGUGAUGAAUCCCAAGAGUAUGUUGGAGAGUCAAACUCUCUAUUUAAGUUUUGAGCUAAAAUGGAAAGCACUUGCUUACACAUUUCAUGCCACAUGGUGUGGAAUUUAGUGGCAAUCAGAAAUUGAUAAGGAUUUAUCAUUCGUCAUCAUGGUAAGAUAAACACGUGGAAUAUAGAUCUUUGGUCAGAGUUUUUAUAUUUACUGUGACCACAAUGAAAUGUGUUGACACAAACCAUAUUCUUACUUUUGGAUGUAACUGCUGGAAAGCUUACCAGAGUGUGGUGUUUAUCAUUCUUUUGUUGUGUUCUGACAGCUGUCAGUAACGAGGCCCACCUGGCCAAAGUCAAGGAAAGACAUGUUCAACAAUUUUCCUAUUUAAUGAAGGAGAGUUUAAGUAAAAGAACUAACACAUGUCCAGCCAAACGUUUGAGGUAUGGAACAGUUCAAUCUGUCUUGAUUGUGUAUAGUAAUGAUGUGGUUCUGAUGAACACUAAUACCCAUAUGGGUAGACGAUUAACAAGAUGUAAACAUGUGACAAUCUUACCUGUGCAGGUGUAGGACAAGUUUUCUUCAAGACAGACUUACCUGUGCAGGUGAAUGACAAGCUUUCUUCAAGACAGACUUACCUGUGCAGGUGUAGGACAAGUUUUCUUCAAGACAGAUUUACCUGUGCAGGUGUAGGACAAGUUUUCUUCAAGACAGAUUUACCUGUGCAGGUGUAGGACAAGUUUUCUUCAAGACAGAUUUACCUGUGCAGGUGAAGGACAUGUUUUCCUCAAGAUAACAGAGUUUCUUGUCAUGCUUGUCACUGAUGUUCUGAUACUCUCCAAGAGGUCUAGCUACUUAAGGGUGAUUAGUGAAGUAUUAUUAUGGUCCUAGUCUCAGAGAUUGAUUUCUGUAUAAACCCUGACUCUGAAUGGGGUCUAUAUCUGGUUCACAUGUGGUUAGACGAUAGGUGAUGUCUGUGAGCUCUUUAUGAUGUUUGUGAAACUGGACCAAUUCAUUUGAUAAUGAACAGACAAAUCCUAAUGACCAGGGACCACAUGUACUGGUAACCAGGAACCACACCAGGUGAUAUGCUGUACCCAUAUGUGGUGCUAUCCUGGAGUGUCUGCAAAAUUUUGCCUUAAUUUGACCAAGACAUGACAUGGAUGUAACAUUUCAUCAAUUCCAUUUAUGCAGGAAUUUUUGUUUUGUUCAGUGUUGCUAAGUUUUUGUUUGGUAAAUUUCCAUGUUAAAGACUCCAGAAGUUGUCUUGCGCUUACAUGUCCAUUUCAUAUUUCGCAUGCCAGUAUUUUGCUUUGUUUGAUAUCAUUAUGAUGAUGAUAGAAACAAUUUUUCGUGUGUUUGUUUUGUAAAUGGACUGAUGUUGUUUCGCACUGUUAUACCCGAUGUCUCAUUCUCCAGGUAAUUGUGAUAUUCUCAUGGCCAUUGCUUCAUCUAGCUUCAUUGUGGUAUUUUAUAAUUGAACAAACCAUUCAUUAUAUCUUUGACUAAUUUAUUUGUGUGUUCUUUGUAUACAAGUAUUGUAACCUGUAUUUGACACAGCUGGUGUGUUUAGCAGAUCAGCAGUUUAUUAACUGGUUAUUAUCAGUAUUUAAAUUUCUUCUUUUAAGUCCAAUUGAAAAGUAGAUUUAAAAGACUUUUUUUUUUGGACCAAUAAACUAUUGUUACUUUCUUCCCCCCUUUUUUUUAAAAUUUCUUUGUAUCUCUAAAAAAACACAUGGAUAUGUGAUACAGAUGUAGUUAUUAAUCCAGUAAAGAAUGACUUUUAAUAUAAAAUCAAAUGUUACUGGGUUGUGCAAUAAGUUUACAUUCAUACAAAACCAAACAAUAAUUAUGGAUAUGUUUAAUUAAUCUGAAAUGGAAUUUAGAUCUAAAAUUAAUCAAAUCAUUAAAUCAAAAAACCUUCUACACCACUAUAAGCUUGAAAAAUAUACUUAUAUAUAUAAUGAAUGGAGAAAGAAGAAUGUUUGCCAUAAUUAAGUAAAUAUAACAUUAAUUAGACUUUCGUAGAACUUAUCAAGGGACAUAACCCAACAAUUCUUGAAUAUUUAAGAGUAGUUACCCUAAAUCAUUACCCUUCUGAUGUGAUUGUGGAAGGGUAUAUGAUAUUGACUGAGAGAGACAGGGUAUUGUGGAAAAUCCGCAUUCAUUGAGUCCUUCAACUUCUAUUUCCAUAGAAAUGAAUUAAGAAGGUCAGACAGUGAAUUGUCUCAAAAUGCCAAAAUAUGAAAAUCCGUUUCACACUUUAUAGGUGCUCCUCAAGAAAUACGCUUCUUGAAGGAUGCCAUGAUUUACCUGGAUUUAUAAUAUUAUAACUUAAUAUUCUAGACUUCGUAUUUGUUUCGCAUUAUAAUGAUACAAGUCUGAAUACAUGUAUCGUAAAUUAAAGAUAUACCUGUAUUUAUCCUGUGGUAAGCCCAAGGGGCCAAUACAUUAUUACCUCUUUCUCAAACUGAGGAGGACUUAUAACAGGACAGUAAAAUACCAUUAUUGGUAGUUCUUCUGACCAGCAUUAAAUAGGAGUGAGCUUAUUACCAAGCAUAAGGCUUACUGCCCGAUGAUAUAAUUAUUAUUAUGCAUUGUACACUCUGAUUAAUUUUAACUUUAUAUAAGCAGUGUCUUUGUAUGAUACAAUUUUCCUCCUAUGUUGAAUAACUAAGCUUUCUGGUAUUUUUUUUUCUUUAGAUGAUAUAUUGAAUUAAGUGUAAUACAAUUUUCAACCUGAGCUUAUCAGCAAUGCUUGCAAGAUGUUUUUAACUGUGUACUGUUAAACAAUAAUUUGAGAAGAACUUUCUUACUUUAUGAUUUUAUUUACAAAACUUUGAACGGAUUCAGGCUUUCCUUUUUUCUCUUUCUCUAUGUAGGUUUGCGAACAUUUAAAGUUUGUUUUUAGUCUUGGUUUAUCACAUCACGCAUCUCAUCUCACUUGUUUCAAUCAAUUUUUGGUAUAUGUGUAAACAAACAAAAUUUACUAUAAUGCAUUACUAUAUUGUAAGUCAAAAGAGAAGCAAAAAAAAUGGUGCAUUUUUUUUUCUCUCAAUAUUAUGAACAUCUUGAUGUAAUAUAUGAAUCAUAAAAAAAGUUGAGCUCUAUUUUGUAAAAAAAAAAAAAAAAAAAACUUUUAAACAUAUGUCAUGUGAUGUGAUAUUGUUUUUUGUGUAAACAGUUUGUAACAGUACUUUUAUAAAAAUGUAAUUUUAUAUGUUGAAAAUCAGUAAGAAGGUAAAAGUAUCUAAAACAUUGCAAUCUGUAGAAAGUAAGAAUUAAAAAGUUACUUGUUAAAGACACAUUUUACAAAUUUAAAAUGUUCAACAUGGAAAUGUAAAUUCUUUGAUUCAAAAUGUCAACCAUCAGGUUAAGUGUUGCCAAAUUUCAUUAGUUUAUAAAUUGGUUAGAAAAAAGAUACACUAAAGUUAUUUAUAAAUUAAUCUGGAGUGUUGGAUUACUUUUUAUUCCGGCGUACCAUUUUACUAAGAUUUACAUAUUCAAGAAUGAGAACCUCCACUGUUUAUUUAUAUAAUUCAGACAAGGAUUUAUAUAUAUCCAAAGAUUUAACGUAUCUGUUGUAAGUCAGGAUUUUUUUACCUGAUACAUGUAGGAAGUUUUCAUAGACAUAUAUAAUGUAUAUAUAUGUUGGUGUUGUAGUGAAGGGACAUAACUCUUUCCACUAUACUUGUGAUAUGAAAGUCAUCUUAUCCAUUACAGAAAUCUUUUGUAUAGUUCAAGUUAUUGAAAGUCCACUACUAUGGCUCCUUAACAAUUUUUCAACGAAUUUCUUUGUUUGCAUGUAGUUUCAAUUUUUUGAAUUUCUCUACAUUGUAUUUUAAAGUUUCAAUUUUUCUUUUGUUAAAUUAAUCAUUCUUCAAAAAAACCCCAAUCUAUAGCUCUUAACUUUAAGAGAAAAACUUUUGGUAAACAAAGUGGUUGUUAAAUUGUAAAUCUGUUAAUGCCUUCGAUAUUGGUGACACAAUGCCAGGUACCUUAUAGUAAAUGUCAGGAGGCAGAAAAUCUGUAACCAACCAACCUACCAACCAAAUUGAUGUUUUUGUUCAAGCUACAAACAUUUUUAUACAUUGAUCUUUUAAAAGAUAAUUUGUUUUUCUAUUUCAAAGACUUUCUGGCUGUUGAACCUUAUACUAUACAUAUGAAAAUCUGAUUGUAAUGAUAGGACAUACUUGAGAAUUGGUAUUUAUACCUGGUUGUCUUAGAUGGAAUCACUUCAUUUUAUUUUUAGCUGGAAGAGGGUAACAUAACUAUAUAUACACAUAUAAAUAUAUAUCUUAUCAAUAUCCUUAAUUAACAAAAGGAUGUAUCAGUAGAACUUGUUUGGCUUUGCACUCCAUUGGAAUAAUUUCAAAUUUUAUAAACCAUACACACAUCAUUGUUUACAGAUAUGUUCUUAGCCAAAUUCUGUCAUACUUUGUUGUAAGGUUUUUUAUCUUCCUACUUGGAAAAUACUUGCCAAAGUCAUCUUGUCAAGACAACUUAUGAAAGGACAAUGAACCAGGUCCCUUGGGAUUUAUUACAACAAUUACUGAUUUUAUCUUAGAUGUUGCUGAUCCAUUUCCCUAUCUAAAGAAGGCAUGAUAUUACUAUGUGUUUAAAUUAUUAAUAGAAUUUUAAAUUAUCUAACAUCUUACAGUCUAUUCUAUUUAUAUUGAUACAUAUUUUAUAGCAAAAUUUGUGUCUUAAAAAUAGUAUUCUUUUAAUUUCAUCUCUUGAAGUUUUAGUAUAAUUAUGUCUAUGUCAAGACGUACCAAAUUUGUAGGAAAGACCCCAAUUAUCUAGAUAAUCAAAACAAUUGGUGUUUGUCAUAAGAGGUAGAAAUAUUUUGGGGAAGGAAAAAUUUGGAGUUAAAGCCUCUUUAUAACAUUGAUGAUUCCUUGUCAGUACAUAUACUAUUAAGUUAAAGGUACAAAACCUAAUGAAGCUACCGACAUGUCAAAUUAUAGGGUUUGAACAUGUAAACAAAAUCAUUUCAGCUCAACAUAUAGGGUUUGAACAUGUGAACAAAAUCAUUUCAGCUCAACAUAUAGGGUUUGAACAUGUGAACAAAAUCAUUUCAGCUCAACAUGAUAUUUGAAUCCUUGAUAAACAUCUAUUUAAAAAGAAAUAAUGUCAAUGUUUGUGUCUGCAAGGAAUUAUCAAGGUUAUGAAGUCUUGUUGGUCAAGGUUAAAUGGUAAAGUGACAUCUUUCCUUUUUCAUGCUCAAUACCAUAUACAGAAUCUCAUCCCCAUAUAUAUCUUCGUCAUUCUAUUUAUAAAUUCAUGUUAUUAUUGUUGUUGAUAUUUAAGCAUCAAAUCCAACAGCUCAUAUGGCUUAUAAUAAAGGAUUAAACGACA